Messenger RNA from Daldinia decipiens, 2551 nucleotides. Its product is annotated as HET-domain-containing protein. NCBI's taxonomy places the organism in Eukaryota, Fungi, Ascomycota, Sordariomycetes, Xylariales, Hypoxylaceae. The record is from RefSeq and is a predicted model, not a curated record. The coding region runs from base 238 to 2127 and encodes 629 amino acids. The transcript has a single exon.
AGUACUUGGUGAAUAUCACAACUACACACAAAUAUAUAUAUAUAUAAGCGCUCGCCCGUAGGACACGGGUGUAGCCUUGCACUGCGCCACCACAAUAAACAGCUGAAGUCACCCAAUGACCGUGGCCUCCAAAGGAAUACUGCUUUAUUUGCCUCGAGUCAAUCAUUCUCCAAACAACAAAAACAUCUAGAAUGCACGUCAUCUUCUUGAGAACAAUGGGAUUCAUCAAUUACUGACAUGUGGUGUCUCAGUAACUGUUUGACGGUAGGAAAGAGAUGGAAACGGCUUACUAACAGAAAGAAAGAUUUGGGACAUACACGUCCCGACACCAAAUUUGAGAAUACCUCAUUAGAACAGUUUUCAUAUUUCACUGUUCCGCUUCAUAUUCCGCACCGUAGCCCUAAGGCGAACGUUGGAGAACCCGACCCAACCAUUAUUGGAGCCACUAAACCCGUCCGACUGCUCAGGAUACUCCCAGAAAGAGUGAAUGGGUUACUUACGUGUCGCAUCCGAUCUGUCGACUUAGAUGCCGCCAUAACACCAAAAUACGAUGCCAUUUCAUACACCUGGGAACUUACGACCCAAGAAGAGACAAAAAAGAGAAAGGAUGAAACGAGUAACACUAUAGUUUGUAACGACAAACGACUCUUAGUGGCAGAAAACCUUUUUAAUUGCCUGACACAGCUUGAGAAGAACGGCCGCCACUAUGGCCGGGACCUCUGGGUCGAUGCAAUAUGCAUCAAUCAAGGCAACGAUGACGAGCGCAAUGAGCAAGUCAGCAUCAUGGCAGACAUAUAUAAAUUGGCAGAUUGUGUGGUUGUGUGGCUGGGCGCUGCUGAUAAGCUUACACAAAAAGCCUCAGAGUUGAUAGAGCAUUUGAGUCAACUAAAGGAUGAUGACAUGCUCACUAUCAUUCCUCAAGCAUCCGACAAUUCGCAUAACAAUGUCUUAUUGGGAUGCUCAAACUCCCCGGAACACUGGGAAGCACUCGCUUUGCUAUUUGGGAGAAGAUGGUUCACACGAGCGUGGGUGGUCCAAGAGCUCAUCUUGGCUCGCGGAACAACUAUACUAUGCGGCGAUUUUAUCUUCGAUUGGGAGAAGAUGGUUCAUGUCUCGGAUUUUCUAUCAAAAAGAAUAUCUGCGAACACAUUCAAAGAAUAUCUUUCGUACAAAAACCCUACGAAAUUGAAUGCGGUUAAGAGGGACAUUGAUAUUGGAUCUGACAACAUUCUGCUUCACACUCUGGUUAGAUGCCGCACUUAUGACGCUGAGAAGAACCACGAUAAAGUAUAUUCUUUUCUUGGCCUUGCCAAUUGUCGAAGUCCUGACCACCCCGAAUUGUAUCCAAAUUACAAUGAAAGUGUCACGAAGCUAUAUACUAAUGUUGCCAAGUACAUUCUUGAAAUCUCGAAGGAUCUACACGUCCUUGCACACGCCGAGGGCGAAGACUUUCAAAAAAUUAAAGGACUACCUACAUGGGUACCAGAUUGGAGCGUGAGAGAAGAUCUUGGUCUUAGAAUUACUGGAUAUACCAGAUACAAUGCCGCCGGUACACUACCAUGCUUCAAGAAGAUCCAGGACGAAAAUAAGCUAGUAUUACGCGGGUUCGAACUGGAUACGAUUACUCGAAUAGGAGAGACUAAAAAGGAGGUUAAUAAUACUAAGGACUGUAAAAACUGGCUGGAUAUGCGCGACGAGCUUCAACGGGAGUAUCCCACUACCGACUAUAAAGAUGCCUUUUGGCGGACCCUCCUCAUCGAUACAGAUCCGUCUAGAACGGUGCCGAUCAAGCAGCCAUGGGAAAACGCCUUCGACAUCUGGAUGAAGCUCUCCGAUUACGAGCCAUCCGACACUGGUAAGCAAAGAGCUGCCCAGUACGAGACCUCUUUCACCCAUUCCUUGAAUCUGCGCUUGUUUAGGACGGCUCGUGGAAGCUUAGGUUGCGGAACUUCGUCUUGCAAAGAGGGGGACCUAGUGUGGAUAGUUCAGGGCUCGAGGGUACCACUGCUCCUUCGAAAAGGGCCGCAGGCGGCGACCUACAACCUUGUUGGCGGGACGUAUCUCCAUGGGUUUAUGCAAGGGGAGGCGUUGGACGGACGAGAAUUUCAGGAAUUCACUCUGGUUUAAGGUAUUUUAUAAUGGCUAUUACGAUAGGACGAAUUACAGGUGGAUGUAAAAGUAUUGGCGUAACAUAGGGUAUGAUGGAGGACUAGAUAUCUACCUAGGUUAGGGGCUUUGGAUGGAGGAUACGGGGGUACCAAUGCCCGAUACGGAUAUGUUACCUGGAGUAAUAGUGAGCAUUUUUGAAUCUGAUACUUUUCUUCUCGCUUUACAUUAAGACAUAUAAAAAUAUGGGGUAUAAUGUGAUAGAUACUAAACCUAACUAUUCUUCGAACAAGGAAAAGCAUUCAUAAGGGGAUAUGUGGUUUUGGAGGAUAUCACGAGCUAAGUUAUCAGUAUUUUAUUUAUUACUGUCACACAACCAAUACGUACUGAAUAUGCGAUAUAUGAGGUCUAAUUGAUGAUAUUCCUGAUGAUCUGAUUGAUUGAG